UAUCACCAAGUUCACAUUCACUCCUGUCCCUGUGAAGAGUGAAGAUGAUGAAGAGAAACCUCAGUUUGAGGGACACCACUGUGGAGGACCAGGAACAGUGCCCGGAGGCGGAGUACAACCAGUGCCCGGAGGAGGGGUACGACCAGUGCCCAGAGACUCUGAUCCAGAUUUAAUACCAGAUACUGAGGACAAGAAGCCUGACAGUUCUUUAGUUGCUGAGAUCGAAGUCAGUCUUGAUGACUGGGACAAGACUAGCCCUGAGACUUCAGAGUUUUCUGAACCAGAGAUUGACGAGGGUGAUGACUGGAAACCUCAGUCAUGUUUAAACUCUCUGAAACAUAAGGAACGUCCUGUCAGGAAUGGAGAGAAACAGUUUAGCUGCUCCGAGUGUGGGAGAAGAUUUUCUCAAAAGAAACAUCAGACCCAACACAUGCAGGUCCACAUACGGAAGAAACUAUUGACCUGCAGUGUUUGUGAGCAAAAGUUCACUCGGCUUUGGCAGGUCAAAAGACAUAAAUGUGCUGGUCGUCAGUCCUCAGAGCUUUAUCAGAGUCCAACUGAGGAGAGCGGAGAGGCGGAGCAGAUGGAGACAGAAGCUGAUGGAGAAGACUGUGGAGGACCAGAACCAGCCAGGAACUCAGAUCCAGAUCCAGAUUUACCAUCAGAUACUGAUGACAAGACCGGAGACUCCUCUGAAGCUGAGACUGAUGACAGUGACGAUGACUGGAAGGAGACCAGUGAUUCACUGACGGAGGAUGAAGAUGAAGAUGACGAUGAUGAGGACGAUGACUUCACAACAGGGUCAUCAACAACAUCACAACAUCCAAUGAAGCGCCGUCGAGAUGGGUCCGCCGCCUUUAGAGCAAGAGAAGAGGAGGAGGGGGAAGAGGCUCGGUGGCAUAACAAAGAGGAGAAAGAUAAAAGACCCGACCCACUCAGGUUCAUACCCAUCAGGGAACCUGGCCCCACCCUCGACCCCACCGCUUCAUGGUCUCCCCUUUCACUCUUCCAGCUGUUUUUUAGUGACUCCAUCGUCUGCACCAUCAUUGAAAACACAAACGCAAAUGCUGCCAAAAGACUUAAGUCCGGGUUGAAGUUUGUGUGGAAACCUCUGACGGUGAGCGAUUUCUACAUCUUCCUGUCCAUCAUCAUCUUCUCAGGACUUGUUAAAGUACACGUCAGAGGGGACUACUGGAGAAAGGAAUGGCCGUUCAACUUCAGAUUCCCUGGCGAAACCAUGAGACGGGAUCGCUUUGAAUCCAUCUUAUGGUCCCUGCACUUGAGCAAUCCAGCAGAGGACGAAGAGAACGACCGCAAGAAGAACACAGCAGAGUAUGACCGACUGUUCAAGAUCAAGCCACUGUACACUGAGAUAGUGAACGCCUGCAAAGUGCAGUUCCAGCCUUACCAGAAUAUUUCCAUAGAUGAACGGAUGGUGGCGUCCAGGGCUCGCACAGGUAUGACACGAUACAUGAAGGACAAGCCCACAAAGUGGGGGUACAAAAUAUUUGUGCUUUCGGACUCCUUAACGGCCUACACGUGGAAUUUCUUUGUCUAUGAGGGAAGGAGUGUGCAUGGUCCAGGCCAGGGUUUGAACUACACUUCAGUCAUGGACCUUAUGGCGUUCCCUCUCCUUGGUCGGGGCUACACACUAUUCGUCGACAGUUUCUAUUCCAGCACCGCCCUCUUUAAGGAACUGUCCAGACAAGACAUCGCCGCAUGUGGGACAGUCAGAAAAAAACAGAUUGGCUUUCCAAAGACCACCCAGAAUGACUUACCAAAGAAUGCUGAAAGAGGAGAUAUGCGAUGGAUACGCCAAAACAACCUCCUGUUUGUAAAAUGGAUGGACACACGUGAAGUGACCAUUUGCUCAACUGUACACGAAGCCUUCAGCGGACAGACAGUGCAGAGGAAAGUCAAAGAGGCCGGCGUGUGGCAAACCAAGAACAUAACCAUUCCCGAUUCUAUUGUGGAGUACAACCGCAACAGGGGUGGCGUGGAUCUGUCCGAUGCUUUGAUCGGCUGCUACAGCGUGCACCACAAAACCAUGAAAUGGUACAAGAGGUUCUUUUACCAUUUUAUGGACAUCGCUGUGGUCAACAGUUUCCUGCUCCACAAAGAACUACACAAAAAGAAGAACGAUCCCGUUGUGAAGAAGCCACUCUCCCAGAAGCGCUUUAGGGAGAAGCUCGCUGCAGAAAUGCUGUGGUAUGCCAAAGACUCAGCACCACCAACGUCAACUCCAGCCGCCUGCAUGCCUGCAUACUUUGGAGACAAUGGUACAGAAUCCAGGAAGUACUGCAAGAGAUGCCAGGACGCUGGUAUCAAAAGGAUGAAAACACCUGUGUACUGCAUGAAGUGUCAGGUCCCGCUCUGCUUUAAUGCCAGAAGGAACUGCUUCAAAGAUUGGCACAACAAAUAAGCCCCUCUUCGUUUCAUUAAUUAGCUAUGGAUGGAGGAGAGGAGCCUUUUCCCCCUAAAACCCCGCCCAUGGACCCAAAUUUGUUUUUUGGAUCAUCUGAGAUGGGUCUUGAAUUUGGGUGCAUUUGGUAAUAUGGAUAUUCCACCUCAACAUUCCUUGACUAAAACCUCUAUAACUUUCCUCUGUUCUACUUAAACAGUAUCAGUCUUGGCACCAGUAAUGUUCAGAUGUUGCUGCAACUACAUAAUUCCAACAGGAUACCAUAAAAUUUCAUUUAAAAGCCUAGUCCCAAUUAAAUGUCCAGUCCCUUUUACGAGCCCGAUGUGGCCUCUGGAUUAGAGAGCUGUACCAGGUGCCGCUCCAAGGCUCCAGUAUCCCCGGCUUGUCAGAAAGGAAGCAGGAUGGACAACACCGCAGCAGGUGUAACUGAUCAGAUGCAGGAAACCAAGUGUCAGCCAGGCCAGGCCUCUAUUUGAGACAGGCCUUUAAUUUGACAAUUAAAGACCUGGCCUGGUUGCUAAGCAGUUUGCUUUUCAUAGAAGUUCUUUGGAUGUAUAAAACUGGAUUGUUGACUACCCACUUGAGCUAACGUUAGUUAGCUGCUAAGAUCAGCCUACUAAUUGAAAUUUUAUGGUAUUCACACUGAAAAGUAACAGUUCUGUUUGGCAGAAAUGAAAUUUUUCAUUUAUGCUGUGCAUCAUUACCAUGAACUCUGACACAUCUGCAGAAAUCCCACAAAUGUACCUUUAUCAUGAUACCAAAAUUAUUCAUAUCGACCAGGGGUCGGUAACCAUAACUAUCAAAACUGUUUACGAUUUUUGACCAGAAAUACUAAAAAAAAUCCACACAACGUAUUUGAGCCUCAUAAUAAUGUAAACAUAGCCAAGUCUAAAUUAGCCUUAACAGUCUAAACGAGCAUUCAUUAAUAUGUUUUACCACAAUGUAGCGACUGUACAGGGCACUAUUAAUGAUUAUUUGGAGUUUUAACUUUGCAAAGCUGGCAGUGAAAGCAAACACAUCUGUCCACACACUACUAAACUUUCUAUUUUAUUUCAAGACUUAUAUUUUUUUUGGAUUUAGCACCCAUAGCUAACCAUAGCUGACUCAAGAGAGAGUCACCGCUAUCAAAGUUCGACAAAAUUUCAAGGAAAGGGUGCCACUUUCACUUGUUGAAAUGUUUAAAAUGAAUGUAUUUGGUAUAUAGGCUUCACAUUUUCACAAUUGGAGAAUUUAAGAAUUUCUUUAGGCCAGCAGUACUGACAAAUAAAAACUAAUAUGUUAAAAAAAACUUAUUCAUUUCCAUAUAAUACCUUUGUCAAAGCUACAGAGAGACACUGGAGAGGGACUAAAGAGCAGCAUGUGGCUCCAAAGACACAGGUUGCCUUCCCCUGAUGUAGACCAUGUAGUUAGAGAAUAUACUCUUCAUUUUAGGCAUAUCAUUUUUGAGCCCCUGAGCUGGGGGCUUUAGGGAUUACAGACUCCUCUGAACCUGAGACUGUUCAGUGUUAUGUGUCAUGUAUCUUUGCAGAGAAACAUGAUGUGUCAUGAAGAAGAAAAGUCUAAAUACAUUUUCGAUACAGUUUCAAGUUAAUGAAACACAAGUUGUUCAGGAGAUCAACGCUGCUGAUAUUUUCAGCAUUCAAAUAUUUCCACUACAAACAGAAAACUGUGUAAUGUAAAAAGCAUCAUCAGGUUUGAGUCCUAAGAUAAAUCUUCAAACACUAGAAUGAAACUUAUCUUUGUUACUCCAGGUGUUUCAAUUUUUUAUUUAUUUAUUUUUUUAGUCUUACCCUUGGAUGAGUUCAAUUUUUUGUUACUUUUAUACCUUCUGAAUGUGUUGAAACAACACUGCAACUUUAUGAUGUUACUUUAACUCGGCUGAUUGCUGAUACCUUUUAAUACACUGAAAAAGUUUCCUUCAUGUCUGUACAGCGUUACUGAAGUUUUUUUGUUGCUAAAAGAAUGUUUGAUUAUUAUUUAUGAAAGGUGUCUGCAUGUUCAACAACAAUGAUAAAGGUUGCUGUACUGGAAUCAAGAACAUUUGAGCUUAGGCACUGGACUUUUUAGAAAAUACGACUCUGAGGAGGGUGGCAUGGUGGUACAGUGGUUAGCAUUGUUGCCUCACAGCAAGAGGGUUGUUGGUUCAAAUCCAGGGCUUGACCCCCAACAGGAUAAGCGCUUACUUAAAUGAAUGACUUUAAGGAUCCAAUUACAAAUAAAAAUAGCGUUUAGAGAUGUUAAUAAUUUUUUUGUUGGGAUGUUUUGAUCCAAUCUCCAUGAUCAGUAUUGGGACCGAUCAAGGUAUUUUUAAGUGAUCGGGGUAGGUUCUGUUGAGCUGUGUGUAACUCGAUCCAAUCAUUUGUUUUACUUUCACACAGGUGUUUUAACUGGUGAUGGUUUCAAGUACAGCGUCGCAACCAGUGCAACUCUUAUGGAAGUAUUUCUGUGCCAUCUGAGUUUGAAUUUGAAUUCCUAAAACUGAAUUUUUUAGCAUCAAAAUCAGACUAUG
Molecule: messenger RNA, 4931 nt
Organism: Epinephelus lanceolatus (giant grouper)
Lineage: Eukaryota; Metazoa; Chordata; Actinopteri; Perciformes; Serranidae
Molecular function (GO): nucleic acid binding
Source: RefSeq, a predicted model, not a curated record